AAUAACAGCUUACAUUUGUGAUUAAUAUCAAUUUUCGACUGACCGUUUAUCGUUAGCGAUGAAUCAGCACUUCCCUUCGCCAUUCACGUGCAAUGAAACCCUACCAAGCCCUAGUAUGACAGACAUGUGCAAUGCCUCUACAUUUGCCGUUUUCAUGUCCCUUCUGGGGUCGCUCAUACAAAAGAAUAAAAAAAUAUCGGGAAUAUGCGAACGCGUAAAGUCCAUUGACUCACCGGAUCCAGUGUAUGACUACAUCGUAGUUGGCGGUGGUGCGGCAGGUUCUGUAGUUGCUGCAAGAUUGAGCGAGAUUCCUCACUGGAAAGUAUUGCUUCUUGAAGCUGGUGACGACGAGCCUGCAGCUGCUGCGAUUCCUAGUUUCUACGGCGUUGUAUAUCAAUCUAGUUUGGACUUUAAAUACCAGACAACGAACGAAAGUCACGCUUGUCUAUCAAGGAACGGUUCCUGUUCGUACACCGCGGCAAAAGUUCUCGGUGGAAGUACAGUGCACAACGGGAUGAUAUAUUUAAGGGGCAAUCCAACGGACUACAACAAUUGGGCCGCUAUGGGUAAUAAGGGCUGGACUUGGGAUGAAGUCAAACCUUUUUUCCUGAAGGCGGAGGAUAACGGUGAAAUUGAUAGAGUCGGAAGAUUCUGGCACGCCACUGGAGGUCCGCUUUCCGUUGAGCGAUAUCCUUAUCGACCUCCCUUUGCGGAUUCGAUACUCGAAGCAGCGGUAGAAGCAGGAUUCGGAAUCAGCCAAGAUCUCAACGGAGAUGAUAUCACUGGAUUUACACUAAUACAAUCCACAACAAAAAAUGGAGUUAGACGCAGCAGUGCCGCAUCAUAUCUGCGGCCGAUUAGGAACCGCGAGAAUCUACACAUUUCCCUUAAUUCCACCGUCACUAGGGUAGUAAUCGAGAAUGGAAAGGCAGUUGGUGUUGAGUACUUACAGAACGGCAAGUUCAAAACGAUCUUCGCAUCGCAAGAAGUGAUUGUUUGCGCAGGGACCGUCAGAUCACCACAAAUUUUACUUUUAUCUGGCAUUGGUCCCGAGGAACAUUUGAGGCAGAUGGAUAUCAAGGUCGUGCAGGACUUACCUGGAGUUGGCAGUAAUUAUCACGACCACAUGUACUUUAUGCUCAACUUUACUAUCAAUACACCUGAUGUAUAUGACAACGAUUGGUUAGCUGCAACUGAAUACCUCGACUUUCAAACUGGCCCAUUGUCUAGUACUGGAUUAGGUCAGGUGGUCGCUGAGCUUGCUUCUACUACUACAACCUCUGAUUUCCCUGACAUUCAAAUCUUCUGUUUGGGUUAUGACGCUGACUGUGCACCAGGUGAAAUCGGCGCUCUUCGGAGUACAGGAUCUCGCCAGAUUUCCCUGGUAGUGGCGUACCAACACCCGAAGAGUAAAGGACGAAUUAGUUUGGCUUCGAAUGAUCCUCUGGAAUACCCCGUGAUCUGGGGUAACUUUCUCAGCGAAACCAGCGAUGUUGAUGGUCUCGUAGAAGCCAUAAACAAUGCCAUGAAAUUAGCCGAUACGAAUACCUUGAAAGCCCAGAAUAUUACGUUGUCAGAAACAAUUCGGGCAGCCUGUAGCAGUUACACUUACCCUAGUACUGACUACUGGAAGUGUGCGGUACAGGAGGACACAUAUCCCCAAGCUCACGGAAGUGGAUCCUGUAAAAUGGGACCUGAGCAUGACGCCAUGUCAGUUGUCGAUCACGAGCUUCGAGUAAGAGGGAUCAAGGGAUUGCGCGUUGCAGAUACUUCUAUUAUGCCUCAGAUAACUUCUGGAAAUACUGCGGCACCAACAAUGAUGAUUGGGGAGCGAGCAGCAGAAUUCAUCAAGAAAGAUGCGGGUUGGCCUUCAAUGUGGAAAUGAGAGCAAUUUUCUGACGAGAUAUUACGUAAA
Messenger RNA from Diprion similis, 1915 nucleotides. RefSeq names its product glucose dehydrogenase [FAD, quinone]-like. NCBI's taxonomy places the organism in Eukaryota, Metazoa, Arthropoda, Insecta, Hymenoptera, Diprionidae. The record is from RefSeq and is a predicted model, not a curated record. The transcript has 6 exons. Bases 59 to 1885 code for a protein of 608 amino acids. Gene Ontology annotation, molecular function: oxidoreductase activity, acting on CH-OH group of donors; flavin adenine dinucleotide binding.